AUGGAGAGCUUGGAGGAGAACGUGGUUGCUGUAAUUAUAGUGGGUGGUCCUGCAGAAGGUACUAGAUUCAGGCCGCUUUCCUUCAAUACACCGAAACCUCUACUUCCUCUGGCUGGUCAGCCCAUGGUUCAUCACCCCAUUUCCGCUUGCAAAAAGAUACCUAACCUGGCGCAAAUUUUUCUAAUUGGAUUCUACGAGGGGAAGGAAUUUGCAUUAUAUGUCUCUUCAAUCUCUAAUGAGCUUAAAGUACCAGUCAGAUAUUUGAAGGAAGAUAAACCACAUGGUUCUGCAGGCAGCCUUUAUUACUUCCGAGAUCAAAUCAUGGAAGAUUCCCCUUCGCAUAUUUUUCUGCUGAAUUGUGAUGUCUGCUGCAAUUUUCCACUGCCAAACAUGCUGGAUGCCCAUAAAAGGUAUGGUGGGAUGGGCACACUGCUAGUUAUUAAGGUUUCUGCUGAAUCAGCCAACCAGUUUGGAGAGUUGGUUGCAGAUCCAAUUACCAAGGAACUGUUGCACUACACAGAAAAACCUGAGACUUUUGUUAGUGAUCUGAUAAACUGUGGUGUUUACGUCUUUACUCCUAAAAUUUUUGACUCCAUCGAGGAUGUAUAUAUGCACCAGGAAGACAGAGCUAAUGUACGUCAUGUAACCAGUUUUGAAUCCCUUCAGAUCACGACGAGGUCUCCUCCAACAGAUUUUGUCAGAUUGGACCAAGAUAUCCUGUCACCUCUUGCUGGAAAGAAGCAAUUAUAUACAUACGAGACCAUGGACUACUGGGAACAGAUCAAGACCCCAGGAAUCUCUAUUAAAUGUUCUGCUUUGUACCUUGCUCAAUUCCGAAUUGCAUCUCCAGAUCUCCUGGCCAAAGGAGAUGGCACAAAGAAUGCCAUGGUUGUUGGCGAUGUAUGUAUUCAUCCAUCAGCAAAAGUACACCCAACCGCGAAGAUUGGACCCAACGUGUCGAUAUCAGCAAAUGUCCGUGUUGCACCUGGUGUACGGCUUAUUAAUUGCAUCAUCUUAGAUGAUGUAGAAAUUGAUGAAAAUGCUGUUGUGAUGCAUGCUAUUGUGGGAUGGAAGUCAUCUAUCGGGAAAUGGUCCCGCGUUCAGGCUGAUGGGGACUACAACAAGAAGCUUGGAAUUACCAUAUUAGGGGAGGCCGUGACUGUUGAAGACGAGGUGGUGGUGAUUAACAGCAUCGUUCUUCCAAAUAAGUCACUUAAUCUAUUUGACCCGAUAAGCAGAGACUGCACUGUUUUGGUCUGUAAGGACUUGUUUGCCAAGCUUAAAAAAGUAUACUUAAUUCAGCUUAAAAGAGUUCACCAUUUACAGAGCAUCUGUUUGCUUGACCAAUGA
This is a messenger RNA of Fraxinus pennsylvanica, 1350 nucleotides long. The record is from the annotation of a GenBank genome assembly. Lineage: Eukaryota; Viridiplantae; Streptophyta; Magnoliopsida; Lamiales; Oleaceae.